UAAGAAGCUAGGGACAACUUCGGAAAUAGAAUUCUGACCACUUGCUUUAGAGAGUUCAUGCUUCUUGAAUAGUGACUUAUCUUGGUGGGAUUACUGAUACACACUAUUGUUCAUCUAAGUUUAAGGUACAGUUUGGCAACAAACUGACCAAGCAUACUCAUCAAAAUUGAAACUUCUGCAUAACAGAUUUGAAGAGCGAGAAUGACAUAGUUGGGUGACCUUCUCGAUGUUAGGAUUAGGCACACAAACACAACGAAAUAGAGAGUAAAUGCGAGAAAAAGAAAGGUUUUAUCCCGGUUCACACUUAAACUAGAGCUACGUCCAGCAGAGGAUUUCACUAUAAUUAACACCUCGCACCUCUUUGUUAUAAUUCUCAAUUACAGGAGAAAGAGAUUAUAUACACUUAGCAGCUAUUCAUGGACCCAAGCCCAAACUACCAAUAAAAUACGAGCUUAAACUAUACAAGCCCUUUAGCUCGUGGGGAGCAUGAACCACGCCCCAACACUCAAGUGCUUUCCAAUAAAACUUAAAUCUUCAUUAAUCUAGACAUUGCCAGUGAAAAUACUGUUCAGUCAGGUUAUGAAAGUGUGGAACUGUAGGAGGUAUUCAUUCUGUAGAAUUAUUGGUCAUGUCCUCUUAAAUUUUACUGUUGGGCCAGCAAUAUUCUAGGAAGAGACCAUUUGAGUGUCAGUUGGAUUACUUGGAAUCUCCGGCACCGAUGACAUCUUCAUCAAAUUAAUCUUCAUAUUGUUGGCUAAAAUAUUGUUUACUCAGGUUAUGGACCUGAACGGACAGAAAGGGUAUUGAUUCUAUUGGACAGUUGACCUUGUUCAAUAUAGUUUCCUGGCUCAUUUGCAGAUUGGUUGGGACAGCAAUAUUCCAAGGAAAUUAUCAUCGAGUCUCAGUUGAAUAAUUUCUGGCCAAUGUCUUUCUACUAGAACAGAACAAGUCGUUCUCCAAAAAAUUAAUGACAUAUGUAUUGUUUAGAUCCAACUGGACAGGUUUUUUCUGGGGAAAUCGGGUAUUACGUAGCGGCUGGAUCUGAAUUGUGCUCGAUAAGCUUAGACUCAGCAAUCAAUCCCAUAACUGAUCCCACUUCCUGGACCUCGCCUUCUGGUCGCUUUGCAUUCGGCUUCUACCAGGAAGGCGGUGGCUUUAAAGUGGGGAUCUGGAUGGUUCGUAAAUCACAGAACACCACUGUGUGGACAGCAAAUCGAGACGAUCCGCCGGUGUCCUCAGAUGCUGCACUGGAAUUAACCCGUGAUGGUUGGCUCGUUCUUAAAAUUAGUCCUGGGAAGACUGAACGGAUUGCUAACUCAUCAGAUAGAGCUUCAUGUGCAGCCAUGGACGAUUCAGGGAAUUUCAUCCUCUAUAACCAGCUUUCUAAGGUCAUCUGGCAAAGUUUCAAUUUUCCUACUGAUACUUUACUUGGAGGCCAGUCCAUACCCACUGGUACUGAAUUAUAUUCAAGCGUAUCUGGGACUAAUCAUUCAACAGGAAGGUUUCGUCUCAGUAUGCAAUCUGAUGGUAACAUCGUUCUCUACCCUAAGCAUACUCAGAAUUCUGGCAUAGAUGCUUACUGGGCUUCAGGUACUUGUUGUUACUUGCAGCCUGUUCAUUUUCACCUUUAUCUCAAUUUCACUGGCACACUUAUUCUACUAGACGAACGGGGACAACCUGAACCUAUAGCAGAACCGGAUACUCCUUCAGUGUACCAUAAUUCGACAAUCUACCGUUUGAUACUUGACUCGGGGGGAUUACUCCAAUUGUAUUCUCACAUAUUCACUGAAAAUGGCGACGAUGUGGUGUCCUCAACGUGGACACGACCAGAUGAUAAGUGCAGCGUGAAGGGCUUAUGUGGCUUUAAUAGUUACUGUUCUAUGGAGGGCAAGCAACCCGUAUGUCGGUGUUUUCCUGGUACGGAUUAUGUUGACAGUAAGAACCAGUUUAGUGGGUGCGAGAGGAACUUCAAGGAAGAAUGGUGCAGGGACUCCAAAGAGAAUUUAUCAUCGAUUACCUCCAAAUCCAUUGACAAUGUGUACUGGCAGGACCCUCCCUAUUUUCAGGUGACAAUGGAAGUAGCGGAUUGCAACAUGUCAUGUUUGGAAGAUUGCGAUUGUGAGGUAGCUUUAUACGACUUCGAUCAAGGAAAUUGUAUGAAACAAAAGCUUCCUCUUAUGUAUGCUCGGACAGUUUCUGGACACUUCAGAGCAUUUUUCAAGAUGGGAGUAGAAGGUAUCGAAGCUGCCAAUAAUUCUGAUUCACAGGUGCAGGUAAAAGUCAACAGCAAGAAAGAAACAAUCCAACUACUUUCGGUGACCAUAGGCCUUACAACAUGCUCGUGCAUCGCCCUUGCAGUCGCUGGUCUUUUCGCCUUCAAGUUGCGAGUAUUUGAGUACAAGAAGAUAGUAGAAAGUGGAAUUUUUGGCUUGACAGAGGAACUUACUCUGAGGCCAUUCUCUUACAGGGAGCUGAAGAGAGCAACAAACGGCUUCAAGGAAGAGUUGGGUAAGGGAUCUUUCGGCACUGUCUACAAAGGAACCUUGUACAGGGGCAAAAGAGCUGUUGCUGUCAAAAGACUAGAGAAGCUGGUCAAUGAAGGUGAAAGGGAAUUUCGCGCGGAAAUGCGCGUCAUUGGUGCCACUAAUCACCGGCACUUGGUUCGGUUGCUCGGCUUCUGCGCUGAGGCAUCCAAGAGGUUACUUGUCUACGAAUUCAUGAGCAACGGCUCCCUUGCAGAUCUGCUCUUCCGAUCUGAAAGGCGUCCUGAUUGGAACGAGCGGAUGAGAAUCGCCUCGGAAAUUGCCCGGGGCAUCCUCUACCUGCACGAGGAGUGCGAUACGCCCAUCAUACACUGCGACAUUAAGCCCCAGAACAUCCUGAUGGAUGACUUCUGGACAGUCAAAAUCUCCGACUUUGGGCUGGCCAAGCUGCUGAUGCCGGAUCAAACACGGACCUUCACAGUCAUCAGAGGGACGAGAGGCUAUAUGGCGCCAGAAUGGCACAAAAGCACUCCGAUAUCGGUGAAGGCAGAUGUCUAUAGCUAUGGGAUCAUGCUCCUGGAGAUCGUAUUCUGUCGCAGGCACAUGGAUGUCAACGCACCGACUCCUGAGGAGAUCGUUCUUUCCAGUUGGGCUUACAGGCAUUUCAGGGAUGGAGAGCUGGACAAGUUGGCCCCGGGCGAGGAAGUCGAUAAGUGGUUGUUGGAGAAGCUGGUGAAAGUGAGCCUAUGGUGCAUUCAGGACGAGCCGGCUCUUCGCCCUUCGAUGAAAUCCGUGGUGAUGAUGCUGGACGGAACGACCGAAAUAUCGGUUCCUCCGUGUCCAACCGCCGCUGCUGUAUGAACUCGAAUUCGGAUCUCGUCGCGGUUCCUCGUCAUCGAUGCAUGCAAUGUAACAAUAAUUUUGAGUCACAGUGUGCUUAGGAUCACUCUCAAGGCGUGUGGCCUCGAUUCUUGAAUUUUCAGUAGCAGAUGAACAUAAGUAUUUGUACCCAAUUCAGAUGUGUUGGUGAUUUUCAUCUUCCAUUCCAUCUUAAUUCAAAUCGGCAUCGAGGCUUGAGAUUU
Molecule: messenger RNA, 3565 nt
Organism: Syzygium oleosum
Lineage: Eukaryota; Viridiplantae; Streptophyta; Magnoliopsida; Myrtales; Myrtaceae
Product: G-type lectin S-receptor-like serine/threonine-protein kinase LECRK1
Exons: 2
Coding region: 975-3344 (789 amino acids)
Biological process (GO): recognition of pollen; protein phosphorylation
Molecular function (GO): ATP binding; protein serine/threonine kinase activity
Source: RefSeq, a predicted model, not a curated record